This is a messenger RNA of Cucurbita pepo subsp. pepo (vegetable marrow), 2782 nucleotides long. Its product is annotated as O-Glycosyl hydrolases family 17 protein. Gene Ontology annotation, molecular function: hydrolase activity, hydrolyzing O-glycosyl compounds. Lineage: Eukaryota; Viridiplantae; Streptophyta; Magnoliopsida; Cucurbitales; Cucurbitaceae. The record is from RefSeq and is a predicted model, not a curated record. Gene Ontology annotation, biological process: carbohydrate metabolic process.
GAUCUUUCAUCUUUGACGAUCACUGGCUUGAAGAACUUGCCGAAAGGAUUUCACUGCCUGACUUGCCUGAAAAGCUUGUCAAUUGGUGGGUUCAUGGAAGGGUUUGAUUUUAGGCCUCUUUUACACCUUGAAUCUCUUGAAAAUCUAGCAUUGAUAGACUUUGGCAUUGCAGAAAGCACACUUCCAGGCGAACUUCAGCACCUCACUGGCUUAAAGCAUUUGAAAAUUGUUGGCUUUCAAGGCAUUGAAUCUCUACCAGAGUGGUUUGGAAAUCUUAUCUCAUUGGAAACUUUGCACCUUGAAAGUUGCAGAAAUUUGAGAGAGCUUCCAGAAGCUAUGGGUUGCCUUGCCAAAUUGGAAGAACUGCGCAGUUUCAAUUGCCAUGAGCUCAGGCUUCGCCAAGAAGAAUCAGAAUGGUCCAAGAUUUCGCACGUUUCGAGAUUCAUAUCGUUCAAUUAUUGGGUCGAUGAGGACCAACAGAGGGUUCAGUUCAAAGUCUGCCACAAGCCUAGCUAGUGGCUCAUGUCAGGAACGAAGCAUGGAGAACAAUAUUGAUAUGAAUCAAGACAUCUCAAUCGAUUCAUGCCAUGCAUUUUGUGAUGAACAAAGUGGCUACAUGAACUCAUAAAGAUUUUGAACAAUAAACGAGGAAUAUAAUAAGAUAUUAGAUAGAGAAAGAGUAAGGCCCAACUUCCUCGCUGGCACACCGCCCAGUGUUUGGCUCUCUUUGGCUCGUUAUGUAUUGUCGUCAGCUUCAUGAUUUUAAAACAUGUCUACGAAGAAGAGGCUUCCAUAUUCUUGUAAGAUAAUGAUAUGGGAUCUCACAUGAUCAACGAUAUGGGAUCUUACAUGAUCAAUGAUAUCCCUGUAUAGAUAAUGAAAAAUGAUCAACGAUACCUGUUUAGAAAAUGAAGAAAAGGGUGACAAAAAAAUUGAAACGUACUUCUUGGUCGUGAUUUGUACGAUCCAUUUAGUAUAAUAAGAAAUAAUGAAAGAACAAAAAGAAAACCUCUCACCUUCACAUCUUUAAUUUGGUUUUAGCAUUCAUGAUCUUUGUCUUUUGGUUUAAGAAAACGACAUUCCCUUUGUCACUUUGAUCCAUAUUGUGUUCUUGUUGGUUCUUAAUUUUUCAAAAGAAUAUGACUUUCCUUUCCUAUUUAGUCAUCGUCUUUACUCUUCCAUCCUUCCCUCUCCUUUUAAAAGCUCACCAAAACCCACUCAUAAUCCCCCAUGUUUAACACCACAAGUUCUAGAGAUGCCAACUUUUUCUCUCAAUUUCGUCCUUCUAUUCUCUCUCAUUUGCAUCUCGGGCGCAGAGAUUUCAAGCAAGAUAGGUAUCAACUAUGGCCAACUUGGGAGCAACCUUCCACCUCCAAGCCUCGCCAUUGAAAUGAUCAAAUCCAUGAAAGCCGGCCGAGUGAAGCUUUAUGAUGCCAACCAUGAAAUCUUGAGACUUUUAUCAGGAACAAACCUUCAAGUCUCCAUUAUGAUACCCAACAAUGAAAUUUCAGACAUUGCCAACAACCAGACAAGAUCAGAUGAAUGGAUCCUAAACAACGUUGUUCCCUUUUAUCCUGAUACCAUGAUUCGGUUCAUUCUUGUCGGCAAUGAAGUUCUGAGCUAUGCAUCUGAUAGGGAUCGCCAUGUUUGGACUGACCUUGUGCCUGCCAUGAGAAGGGUUUGGCAGUCCCUCAAAGCUCAAAACUUGCAGAUCAUUAGAGUGGGAACUCCGGUGGCUAUGGACGUUUUGGAGACGUCGUUUCCACCGUCUAUUGGGACGUUUAGAUCGGAUAUUCGACGUACUGUGGUGGCUCCGAUGCUGGAGUUCUUGAAUGAAACGAGGUCUUUCUUCUUCGUGGAUGCAUAUCCAUAUUUUCCAUGGUCAGCAAACCCCAUGGAUAUCAACUUGGAUUUUGCCCUUUUCAAUGGAAACUUUGAACAGAUCGAUCGGGGAAGUGGGUUGGUCUAUACUAAUCUCUUGGACGAAAUGCUGGACUCUCUUAUAUUUGCCAUGACAAAACUUGGCUACCCGGAUAUUCGCCUCGUGAUAUCGGAGACCGGGUGGCCAACCACCGGUGAUAUCGAACAGCCAGGCGCGAAUCUCCUCAACGCGGCAAUGUAUAAUCGAAAUCUAGUAAAGAGGAUAAUGGCAAAGCCUACAAUUGGGACACCAGCGAGACCAGGGGUGGUUAUACCGACGUUCAUAUUCGCUCUCUUCGACGAGAACCAAAAGUCAGGGCCAGGGACGGAGCGACAUUGGGGGCUACUGAGCUCGGACGGGAGUCCAAACUACGACAUCGACUUGACGGGAACGAAGUCAUCGGUGGAGUAUGAUCCGAUACCCGUGGUGGAGAACAAUGUGCCAUUCAGAGGAAGGUUAUGGUGUGUGGCAGCGAGAGGCGUGGAUUUGAUGGAGCUCGGGGCAGCAGUGACCGACGUGUGCAACGGAGGAGACGGAAUAUGCGAGGAGCUGACGCCGGGGAGGGAGUGUUAUGAGCCAGUAUCAGUGCAUUGGCAUGCAAGCUAUGCUUUCAGCUCAUAUUGGGCGAGGUUUAGGAGCCAAGGAGGAAGCUGCUAUUUCAAUGGACUGGCUGAAGAGACAACUACUGAUCCUAGUAGCGGUCUAUGCAGGUUCCCAAGUGUGAUAUUCUAAAGAAUGUAUUUUUUUUUUUUUUUCAUUUUUUCCCCAAGGGAGAGAUUUGCAUAGUCAAUUUUAUAUUUAGGAGAUUUAUUUUUGGAACAAUUUUUGUAUCUUUUUUUAUAUGCCUUUCAAAUUAAUAAA